Ogataea polymorpha is the source of this 1409-nucleotide messenger RNA. RefSeq lists its product as uncharacterized. Gene Ontology annotation, cellular component: cytosol. The transcript has a single exon. Gene Ontology annotation, biological process: glutathione biosynthetic process. The record is from RefSeq and is a predicted model, not a curated record. The coding region runs from base 272 to 1399 and encodes 375 amino acids. NCBI's taxonomy places the organism in Eukaryota, Fungi, Ascomycota, Pichiomycetes, Pichiales, Pichiaceae. Gene Ontology annotation, molecular function: glutathione synthase activity; glutathione binding; ATP binding.
AUCGGGGGCUGCCUUAGAUGACCUUGUGGAGAAGCUCACACACUACGCCAUUUCCAAUGGCCUGGUGAUCUAUCCACCCGGCUUCAAGGCUUACCAGCCGUCGGUGGCACCGGUUACCCUUUAUCCCACGCCGUUUCCCAGAGCCCAAUUCUCAAAGGGAAUUGCCAUCUCGACGAAAUUCAACGAAUUGUAUAGUCGUGUUGUGGUGGACAAGAGCUGGCUCAAACAAGUGAUUGCAGAUCUCUCGAAAUACGACCGCAAUUUCACAGGCAUGUUGCACAAGACAUACUUGGAGGCAGAGCCCAAGAUUGUACAACCGGUGUCGCUGGGGCUGUUUAGGUCGGACUACAUGUUGGAUACGGUAUCCAACUCGAUCAAACAGGUUGAGUUCAACACAGUUAGCGUUUCCUUUGGUGGUCUUUCGCCGAAAGUGGGCCAGCUACAUAGCUUUCUCAACUCCCAGGGUCUCUACGGCAGACCGCAGUACUACCAAGAGGCUGACUUGCCAACCAGCCAGUCUAUGGAUGGACUUGCCAAGGGGCUUCUUGAAGCGGUGAAAUACUACGAAACAAGCGAAAAAACAGCGUCCACCAUUGUUCUCUUUGUUGUUCAGCCUGGAGAAAGAAACGUGUUUGACCAGCGCGCCAUUGAAUACAGCUUGUUUGCCAAAGGAGUUAAAUCGGAGCGAGUCGAAUUUGACAAGGUCACUUCUUCAGUGAAGGUCGACUCCUCCAGUAAGCUUUUCUACAAGGAACAGGAGGUGGCCGUGGUGUACUAUCGUUCAGCAUACGCUCCUAGUGAGUACAACCAUCCAGAUUCCUGGAAAGCACGCCUGCUACUUGAAACAACUAAAGCGGUCAAGUGCCCGUCCUUGCUGGUCCAACUGAGUGGUGCCAAGAAAGUGCAACAACUUCUGACUGACCGGGCGGUGCUGCAGAAAUACGGAUUUUUGGACGAGGAACUUCUCUCCACGUUCGUGCGAAUCUACCCACUGGAUUCGAGCGAGCAGGGCCAGAUUGCAAAAAAGCUUGUGUUCGAGCAUUCGGAACGGUUUGUGUUGAAGCCCCAGAGAGAAGGCGGCGGAAACAAUAUCUACAAGCAGGACAUUCCUGGCUUUUUGCGCAGCUUGGACGAGAAGGAAUGGGGAGCGUACAUUUUGAUGGAGCUCAUUGUUCCUGCUGUUCACGACAACCACAUUCUGAGGAAUGGCGAAGUUCUCGACGAGAGUAUUGUGAGCGAGCUGGGGAUGUUUGGCACGCUGCUCUUCAACGAGACAGACGGCACGAUCCUCCACAAUGACUAUGCCGGCUACCUGCUGCGGUCCAAAACUAGCACGUCCAACGAGGGAGGGGUUGCUGCUGGGUUUGGCUGCGUGGACAGUUUGUAUCUACACGAUUAGAAGAGAACAU